ACCAGAGCGUACGCUAACUUCGUAAGCGCGGCGCUGCGUGUGGACAUAGGCACGCAUGCUCUUUGUCGAGGGGGAGUGAGUGGAGAGCAUGAAUGGAGCAAAAUGGCGGAUCAUGUGCAGAGCCUAGCCCAGCUAGAGAUCCUGUGCAAGCAGCUGUAUGAGACGACAGAUACCAGCACGCGUCUGCAAGCUGAGAAAGCUCUAGUGGAAUUCACCAACAGCCCGGACUGCCUCAGCAAGUGCCAGCUGCUGCUGGAGAGAGGAAGCUCCUCUUAUUCCCAGCUGCUAGCAGCCACGUGUCUCUCUAAGCUCGUUUCUCGUACAAGCAACCCUCUGCCCCUGGAGCAGCGCAUCGACAUCCGAAAUUACGUUCUAAACUAUUUGGCAACCCGGCCGAAGCUCGCUGCUUUCGUGACUCAAGCCUUGAUCCAGCUGUACGCCAGAAUCACCAAACUCGGCUGGUUUGACUGCCAGAAGGAGGACUAUGUCUUCAGGAAUGUCAUCGUUGACGUCACCAGAUUCCUGCAGGACAGUGUUGAGCACUGCAUCAUAGGAGUCACCAUUCUGUCCCAGUUAACCAAUGAGAUUAACCAAGUAAGUUCCUCCACGCUCUUCCACGAUGCAGAUACGACGCAUCCGCUUACAAAACACAGGAAGAUUGCAUCGUCCUUCAGAGAUUCCUCUCUGUUUGACAUCUUCACACUUUCCUGCAAUCUCCUCAAACAGGCGUCAGGCAAGAACCUGAACCUGAAUGAUGAAGGUCAGCACGGUUUGCUGAUGCAGCUGUUGAAGCUCGCCCACAACUGCCUCAACUUCGACUUCAUUGGCACGUCCACUGAUGAGUCCUCAGACGACCUGUGCACCGUCCAGAUCCCCACCAGCUGGAGAUCAGCCUUUCUGGACUCCUCAACGCUGCAGCUGUUUUUUGAUUUGUAUCAUUCCAUCCCUCCCUCCCUCUCUCCUUUGGUUCUGUCAUGUCUAGUUCAGAUAGCGUCUGUUCGGAGGUCUCUCUUCAAUAAUGCUGAGAGGGCGAAGUUCCUCUCCCACUUAGUGGACGGAGUUAAGAGAAUAUUGGAGAACCCACAAAGUUUAUCAGAUCCGAACAACUAUCAUGAGUUCUGCCGCCUGCUAGCCAGACUAAAGAGUAACUAUCAGCUCGGGGAGUUGGUGAAGGUGGAGAAUUAUCCAGAGGUUAUCCGGCUUAUCGCCAACUUCACCGUCACAAGCUUACAGCACUGGGAGUUUGCCCCCAACAGUGUGCAUUACCUGCUGAGUCUGUGGCAGCGGCUGGCCGCCUCUGUGCCGUAUGUUAAAGCCACCGAGCCGCACAUGCUGGAGACCUUCACCCCUGAGGUGACCAAAGCCUACAUCACAUCACGCCUGGAAUCAGUCCAUAUCAUCCUCAGGGAUGGUCUGGAAGACCCUCUGGACGACGCUGGUUUGGUGCAGCAGCAGCUGGACCAGCUCUCCACCAUCGGCCGCUGCGAGUACGAGAAGACCUGUGCUCUCCUGGUGCAGCUCUUCGACCAGUCAGCACAAUCCUACCAGGAACUGCUGCAGUCCACCAACUCCAGCAGCAUGGACAUCGCCGUGCAGGAGGGUCGGUUGACGUGGCUGGUGUACAUCAUCGGUGCGGUUAUUGGGGGCAGAGUUUCCUUCGCCAGCACAGACGAACAGGACGCCAUGGACGGAGAACUCGUCUGUCGAGUUUUGCAGUUGAUGAAUCUGACAGACUCUCGGCUGGCUCAGGCCGGUAACGAGAAACUGGAGCUGGCCAUGCUCAGCUUCUUCGAACAGUUCCGCAAAAUCUACAUCGGAGACCAGGUGCAGAAAUCCUCAAAGUUGUACCGGCGGCUCUCUGAAGUUCUGGGACUGAACGAUGAGACGAUGGUGCUCAGUGUGUUCAUCGGGAAAAUAAUCACCAACCUGAAGUACUGGGGACAGUGUGAACCCAUCACUUCCAAAACACUACAGCUUCUCAAUGACCUGUCUAUUGGCUACAGCAGCGUGAGGAAACUGGUCAAGCUCAGUGCAGUCCAGUUUAUGCUCAACAACCACACGAGCGAGCACUUUUCCUUCCUGGGUGUUAACAAUCAGUCCAACCUCAGCGACAUGAGGUGUAGAACCACUUUCUACACAGCCCUCGGCAGGCUGCUCAUGGUUGACCUGGGUGAGGACGAGGAUCAGUUUGAGCAGUUCAUGCUUCCACUCACGGCUGCCUUCGAAGCCGUCGCUCAGAUGUUCAGCACCAACACCUUUAACGAACAGGAGGCCCAGAGAACGUUAGUGGGUUUAGUGAGAGACCUGAGGGGAAUUGCCUUCGCCUUCAACGCCAAGACCAGCUUUAUGAUGCUCUUUGACUGGAUCUACCCCUCCUACAUCCCCAUCCUGCAGAGGGCGAUAGAGUUGUGGUAUCAUGUACCUGCCUGCACUACACCAGUGCUCAAACUGAUGGCUGAGCUGGUCCACAACAGGUCGCAGAGAUUACAGUUUGAUGUGUCAUCGCCAAACGGGAUCCUGCUCUUCAGAGAGACGAGCAAAAUGAUAACAACAUACGGGAACCGUAUCCUGACUCUGGGCGAGGUGCCAAAGGAUCAGGUGUACGCCCUGAAGCUGAAGGGCAUUUCCAUCUGCUUCUCCAUGCUCAAAGCCGUCCUCAGCGGGAACUACGUCAACUUCGGCGUCUUCCGUCUCUAUGGCGAUGAUGCAUUGGACAACGCCCUACAGACAUUCAUCAAGCUGCUUCUGUCCAUCCCGCACAGUGACCUGCUGGACUAUCCGAAGCUCAGCCAGUCAUAUUACUCUCUAUUGGAGGUGCUCACCCAGGACCACAUGAACUUCAUCGCUAGCCUGGAGCCCCAUGUAGUCCUCUACAUACUGUCUUCUAUUUCUGAGGGGCUCACAGCACUCGAUACGAUGGUGUGUACGGGCUGCUGCUCCAGUCUAGACCACAUAGUGACCUACCUGUUCAAACAGCUCUCUCGCAGCACCAAGAAAAGAGCAGCCCCCAUGGCCCAGGAGAGCGACCGCUUCUUCCAUAUAAUGCAGCAGCACCCUGAGAUGAUCCAACAGAUGCUGUCCACGGUGCUGAAUAUCAUCAUAUUUGAAGACUGCAGGAAUCAGUGGUCCAUGUCCCGGCCGCUGCUCGGUCUCAUCCUGCUCAAUGAGAAGUAUUUUGCAGAUUUAAGGAACAGCAUUGUGAACAGUCAGCCUCCGGAGAAGCAGCAGGCCAUGCACUUAUGUUUUGAAAAUCUAAUGGAGGGCAUAGAGCGGAACUUGCUCACUAAAAACCGAGACAGGUUUACACAGAACCUUUCAGUAUUUAGGAGAGAAGUGAACGACUCCAUGAAGAAUUCCACGUACGGUGUAAACAGCAACGACAUGAUGAGCUGACAUUCCACCACACAGCACCAGGCGUGGCUCGGGCCGCCUCUGUCCACUCCCCCUGCCCCCCCGGCCCGGACGCCAGGGGACCACCGCUACGCAAGCCUGCACAUCCUAAACCCCUAAACACCUCCCUCAGCAUCCCCCCACCCAACACCAACACAGACCCCCUCCCCCGUCUCUUCCUUCUCCCUUUUUAUAUAUAUAUACACAUAUAAAUAUAUACAUAUUUUAAAGCCAGUUUCUAGGGGUCUCCUGGCCGCAGACUUUCCGGCUUGGACUCAAAUGUCUGAGAGAUUGAGAGAGAAAGAGAGCGGGGGUCAGGGGAGUGGGUGUGGAUUAGAGCAGGGAUUGGGGUUGUGAGAAAGUUUAGGGUCGUGGGUUUUGGGGGCUUUGAAUGAGAGGGCAUGAAUGAUGUGGGUGGGCACCAGCAUGAUUGGGUUGUAUUUCCAGCUGGACGAGGGAGGUAGAAGGUUGCGUGCGUGUGCGUGUGCGUGUGU
Molecule: messenger RNA, 3884 nt
Organism: Pygocentrus nattereri (red-bellied piranha)
Lineage: Eukaryota; Metazoa; Chordata; Actinopteri; Characiformes; Serrasalmidae
Gene: xpo7
Product: exportin 7
Exons: 28
Coding region: 103-3393 (1096 amino acids)
Biological process (GO): protein export from nucleus
Cellular component (GO): nuclear pore; cytoplasm
Molecular function (GO): nuclear export signal receptor activity; small GTPase binding
Source: RefSeq, a predicted model, not a curated record